This is a messenger RNA of Empidonax traillii (willow flycatcher), 1279 nucleotides long. Its product is annotated as complement C1q and tumor necrosis factor-related protein 9A-like. Gene Ontology annotation, molecular function: protein binding. Lineage: Eukaryota; Metazoa; Chordata; Aves; Passeriformes; Tyrannidae. The record is from RefSeq and is a predicted model, not a curated record. Bases 177 to 1211 code for a protein of 344 amino acids. The transcript has 4 exons.
CUCUCAAAAUUAAAUCACUGACCUUUGAGAAUUUAGUGACCAAACAAGUACUUGUCCUCAAGACACAUAUCUAAGUGUGCACUCCUUUACAUGAAGCUUUUCCACUCUGGUAAAGAUGCCCAAGAACACGGCAAGUACCAAGUGAAUGAGCCAAAAUUAUAUAACCUACCUAAAGAAUGAAAAGCUGGAUUGUACUGCUGGCUAUUGUAGUCAGCACAGCAGAAACAGAAGAACAGGCUGUCUGUACCCAAGGGUAUCCCGGCAUCCCUGGCAAUCCUGGGCACAAUGGCACACCUGGCCGUGAUGGACGCGACGGUUCAAAAGGCGACAAGGGGGAUACAGGUGAACCAGGAGUUCCUGGCUUUCCAGGGAAAGAUGGUGCCAAUGGAGAGAAAGGUGAACAAGGAGCCAAUGGGACUGUUGAAGAGAAGGGGAACAAAGGAGAUAAAGGAGAAAGAGGACGACCUGGCAAACUGGGGCCAAAAGGAGUUAUAGGGUCAGUGGGUUACAAAGGUCAGAAGGGAGAGCUGGGACUGCAAGGACAAAAGGGGUUAAAAGGAGACAUUGGACCCAUUGGUCCAAAAGGGUCAAAGGGUGAAAUUGGCCAUCCUGGAAGAGUUGGUUUCCCAGGGCCAAUUGGCCCAACUGGUAAUCCAGGUCCUAAAGGCAAUAUUGGAGAUAUAGGGCCACAGGGUAAUCCAGGAGUUCAGGGGGAAAGAGGCUUGAAAGGAGACAGAGGAGAAAAGGGGAACGUAGGUGCCCCAGGAGUCCUGCCAAGGAGUGCUUUCAGUGUUGGCCUUACAGUUGCCACCAAAUUUCCCCCUCCAAAUCGCCCAAUCAAGUUUGACAAGGUGCUGUAUAAUGGUCUCAAUGACUUCAACCCAGUUACUGGCAAGUUCACCUGCAAAUACCCUGGUGUUUACUAUUUCACCUACCACAUCACUGUCUACUCAAGGAACGUCCGAGUAGCUCUAGUUAAGAACGGCAUCAAGAUGCUGCACACUGUGGACAGGUACCAGAGUGGAGAGGACCAGGCCUCAGGAGCUGCCAUCCUGGAGCUGCAGGGAGGAGAUGAGGUGUGGCUGCAGGCUCACCCAGGGGAGACUUUCAAUGGGCUAUUUGCAGACGCUGAUGAUGAUACCACCUUCUCUGGGUUUCUCCUGUUCAGCACCUCUGACUCGCUGGAGCCACUGCCAUUGCCCACCACGUAACUUCAUACUAUCUGUGAAUGCUGUAUGUCUGUGUCCUUCAGCCCUCCCUAAUAAAGUUGUUAUCUGCU